AUGAGGGGAGUGAUGAGAUUUGGGAAGAAGGGGAAGCUCAGCCUUCGAUUUAUUGGACUAGUCAAGAUCACCCAGAGAGCGGGAAGAUUGGCAUACCAAAUUGCCUUAUCCCUAGACUUGGUUGGUACACAUGACGUUUUUCACAUCUCAAUGCUGAGGAAGUAUAUCGCUAACCCUGACCUGGUGGUGGAGUAUGAAUCGUUAGGGAUCCAAGAGGGAUUAACCUAUGUCAAGGAGCCAGUAAAAAUCGUGGAUAGAAAGGAGCAAGUGUUACAUACCAAGACGAUACCUAUCGUGAAGGUGUUAUGGUGUAACCAUGGUGUCGAGGAAGCAUCAUGGGAGGUAGAGCAUGACAUACAAAGCUGCUAUCCGCAUUUGUUUGAGUGA
This is a messenger RNA of Corylus avellana, 387 nucleotides long. NCBI's taxonomy places the organism in Eukaryota, Viridiplantae, Streptophyta, Magnoliopsida, Fagales, Betulaceae. The record is from RefSeq and is a predicted model, not a curated record.